Arabis nemorensis is the source of this 180-nucleotide messenger RNA. The record is from the annotation of a GenBank genome assembly. NCBI's taxonomy places the organism in Eukaryota, Viridiplantae, Streptophyta, Magnoliopsida, Brassicales, Brassicaceae.
AUGUCUUGUCUUCAUCCUUCUUCAGUUGGAAGACCGACCAUGUCUCAAGUUGUUCUUAAACUAAAUGAGUGCUUAACAUCUGAAAACUCGAGGGGAGGAGCGAGCCAAGCUAUGGACUCGGAGACUUCCAUAGAAGUAACCAUGACCGUUGGUACAGAAGUGAACCCUAUGGCUCGCUAG